Parasteatoda tepidariorum (common house spider) is the source of this 617-nucleotide messenger RNA. The record is from RefSeq and is a predicted model, not a curated record. Lineage: Eukaryota; Metazoa; Arthropoda; Arachnida; Araneae; Theridiidae.
UUGUUUUUAUACCCAUAUAUAUCUUAUUUUUAGUUUCAAAUAUCUGAAAAUUAAAUUUACUAGUUAUUUUUGGUUAAAAGUUCCUUUCUUUUUUGAUUUCAGGCGAUUCUGCAUACAGACAUUGCGAACCGUUUGAUGCAUAUACAUGUCUCGUAAAUAGUCUAAUCCAUGACAAUAUGUCCAAAUUUCAUCAAGCGUGCCAAGAACCUUGCAUUCAAUACAAAUACAAAACCCAAGCUACUUACAUAGGAUUUGGGCAAAAAGACAAAACCCGAGUGGAAAUAAUUUAUGACUCAAGGAGUUUUACAUACCAUCAAUACGAGCGUACCUCAACUUCUUGCAAUUUCCUAAGUCAACUUGGUGGAUCUCUUGGUUUUUACUUGGGAGCAAGCAUUGUGACUGUAAUAGAAAUAGUAAUUUUUACUCUAUCUUGGAUAUGGUAUAAGGUCUCUCCGUUUAAAAACAGUAAAAUACAACCCUCUUCAAAUAAAAAAUCCAAUGGCCUACAGCAGCAGAAGAACAGCAAACAUUUAUCUUUAAGUAUUGUACAAAGGAGAGUUGAAAACUUUUGUUGAUAUAUCUGAAACAUUUGUUUAUUUGAAUAAAAUAAUAAUAAG